AUGAAACCAGUCGCAGUUUGCCUUUCUUUUCUGCUUUUGGCGACGGUAAGAAAUCAUAGGCAUACGGUUCCUGUUUUGGAAAGUAUGACAAUCUGAGUAAACUUCCUCAUUCCUGUGGAAAACUGUCAAUCAAUCCAAUCCCGAGUUCGUCUUUACCGUUAUCAUCUGUGUCUUUCCAGUUACUUCCCGGUUCGGAGCUGAGAAAUGUGGACAACCCGGACUUUCCACCGAAUUGUCUUGUUGGUGGACCCGACAUCUAUGAUCCAACAGAAUCUGAAAAGGCAGGCUACAUUGUUCCGCUAAAUCACUUAUCAUCACUCUCUCGUGGCACCUACGUCAUACCGUAAUCUUCUCUUUCAGGUGCUCUGGUUCGAUGUGAACCUCGACCUUCCACCUCGCCAGCGCUUCCAACAAAUUGCCAAAGCCUACAAGAAUGAGAUCAGAGCUGUGUUCGACGUGCUUAACGUACCGUAAUCCAUCCAAACUUCCCAAAAAGAUGAACCUUUUGUAGUAUUUCCUGACUAUUAUCCCAGGAGUGAAUGCGUGGGAACUUAUCGGAAAUAUCACUGCAAGCGCUCUCGACAAGGGAAUGAUUAUGAAUCCGUACAAAGAUGAAGUUCUGGUCGGUUUUAGUGCACGCUUCCCGACUUAAACGCUCCCAAUUCUUGAAGGGUAUUGCUGAAGUCCUCGAAGUGCCAAUCGGAAAUCUCGUCUUUUUGAAUAUUUUCUACGAAAUGUCCCGCUUUUGCACAUCGAUCGUUGCUCAAACCGAGGACAACAAAGACCUUUACCACGCAAGAAACCUCGAUUUCGGUCAGCUGUUUGUCUGGGACAUUGCCGCUCAGUCGUGGGGAUUGACUGAUGCUUUGAAGAAGGUCAGUGUGAAUAUCAACUUCUUCAAGAACGGAAAACUUCUCUUCAAAGGAUCCACUCUUGCCGGACACGUCGGAGUGCUUACUGGUAAAGAUAAAGAAAUGAAGAGGCUCGCUUCAAAGUGAAUGCUUCAGCCAUGAAACCCCACAAGUUCUCUCUUUCGAUGAACGCCAAGGUGCAGCCGGAUCUGCUCAACGUCGCCAGAUGGUACAUGGGCGCUUACGAGAACACGGAUCUCCAAUUCGUCAUGUACUUCGAGAGAUGGCUUUUCGAGAACUGCGACGACUUCCAGGUCAGUUCGCCCGGUGCAAGCAAACAAAAGUCCUGUUUAUGUACAAACUGUUGUUCACUUUUCAGUGCGCGCGCGAAAAGAUCGCCGGUGUCAAACUGUUGACAGGCGCCUAUUUCAUUCUCGGAGGGGCCAAUCCGGGAGAGGGAAGUGUGCUCGUGCGGAACACGACGUCCGUCCAGUUCGAGAGGAAACUGUUCGACGGAGACAACGACUGGUUCCUUCUGCAGACGAAUUACGAUCCUGAUAAGGUAACGAUCAAAUCAACAACAAGGAAAGAAAGGAUCUCUUGCAGCAACCACUCUUUAUUGACAACCGUCGUGAUCCUGGAAUCGCGUGCAUGAAGAAGUUGGGACGUUCGCAAGUGUCCAUGAAAGGCAUCUACACGGUCUGUCCCUUCCGUUCCCACUGGGCUCAAACUCAUUCUUUCAGGUUCUCUCCUCGAAGCCAAACCUCAACAAAACCACCGUCCACACUGUCAUCAUGUCCGUCACCAAGGGUUACUUCGAAACGUUUAUUCAAAAGUGUCCGAAUCCUUGCUGGGCGUUUUAG
Caenorhabditis sp. 36 PRJEB53466 is the source of this 1714-nucleotide messenger RNA. Lineage: Eukaryota; Metazoa; Nematoda; Chromadorea; Rhabditida; Rhabditidae. The record is from the annotation of a GenBank genome assembly.